CCUCAAGAGGGCGACACAGCGCAUCUGUUCUGACUUAAACCAAAUGAAGAAGUUCAUGGCGGAAGAAGACACAGUCAACCUGGACCUGAGAGCAUGAAUAAACGACAUUGACCUCCAGAUAUGUAUGCAGGUUGUGUGAGGUGCGUGCUAAACCAUGCAGUGAGAGCUGUGUGUGGUGUCAGUCCUGUCUACCGGACACCAGCAUCAAGGUUUCUCAAAUGCAGCGAAAGGUCAAACAUCACUGCUGCCUCCUGGAGCUGGUCUUCAUUCUCCACAUCAGCAGAUGCAUCGAAACAGACUCCUGCUGCACCAGAGAAGAAAAGGCAGGUGUUCAGAGCUCAAGGUAAAGUCAGCAGUGUUGGCCGUAAGAUCGCUUAUGAACUUAUACGGGUGAUAAGUGAGACAGGCGAGGACCUGGGGAUCAUGCACCGAGCAGAUGUGAUCAGACUCAUGGAUCGGCAGGGUCUGAAAUUGGUACUACUCGAUCAAAACAAAGAUCCUCCCGUCUACCAGCUGAUGAGCGGCAAACAGAUCCAUCAAGAGCAGCUGAAACAACGGGAGAAAGCAAAACCAGCCACCGUGCAGCUGAAGGAGCUCACCUUUUCACCUUGCAUCGCAUCUCAUGACCUCCACACCAAGCUGAAACAGGUGGAGAGCUGGCUGGAGAAGAAGAACCAUGUUAGGAUUACUCUGCGGCCGGGACGCAAUGACCCUAAAGACAACCUGGACACAACUUUAGAGCAGAUGGUGCAAAAAAUGAAAGUACUGGUGGGAUUUGUUUCCAAGCCAACAGUCAUACGCAACGGUCAAGCGGCCAUGUGUGUCCUCCGUCAGGCGUCUGCAAAGGAAAUCAUGCAAGCAAAUAAAGAGAAGAACAAGACGGCACCGCCUCAGUCUGCCGUCUCCAGUUCGACGACCGCUCAGAGCAACACGUCCCCCGUCAGCGCCACGGACACAACAGAAGGGUCCGUACCACAGUGAUCCGAUGGAAAUAAAAAAAAUUUCACAAAAACAAGGAGAAGUCUGUGCCUGAGUGUCACAGUUUGGUGUAAAUAUCUUAAUCAGA
Lates calcarifer (barramundi perch) is the source of this 1066-nucleotide messenger RNA. It is a transcript of the gene mtif3, whose product is annotated as mitochondrial translational initiation factor 3. Lineage: Eukaryota; Metazoa; Chordata; Actinopteri; Centropomidae. Gene Ontology annotation, molecular function: translation initiation factor activity; ribosome binding. The record is from RefSeq and is a predicted model, not a curated record. Gene Ontology annotation, cellular component: mitochondrion. Gene Ontology annotation, biological process: mitochondrial translational initiation; ribosome disassembly.